AUGGCACGCACGGUAGUCGAUUUAGCGAACGAAAGGAAAAAAUGUGAUUUUGACGUUGAGGAAUUAACAAAUUAUAUCGACGGUGACGCCAUCUCUACGCAUAAAAGAAGACAGUUGGAGAACAAAGUGCUAAGCGUGAAAGAGCUGUUCGAUGUUGUACCCGAAGAGUAUUUGAGUCACAAAGAGAAAUACGAGAAUGCGAUAAGAAAAUCAGUACUGCUGUACAAAGUACUGGAGGAAAUCAAAGACCCAAAUGAAACUGAGAUGCAGAAUGCUAGAACAUUUUUUCGGAGUCUGCUACCGUUUGCGAUUUUCAAGGACAACUCUCCAUUCUCCCUCCAUUACUCCAUGUUCGUUCCCGCUAUAAUUGCGCAAGCCAAUGAUGAACAAAAGAAAUACUGGCUGAAGAGGGCAAUGAACACCGAAAUAAUAGGGACAUAUGCUCAGACAGAACUGGGUCACGGUACGUUCAUCCGAGGUCUGGAGACGACUGCAACAUAUGACGUCGAAACUGAGGAGUUCGUGCUACACAGUCCCACGCUAACAGCGUACAAAUGGUGGCCCGGAAGUUUGGCACACACAGCUAAUUACUGUGUAGUAAUGGCCCAACUGAACAUAAAAGGGAAAAACUACGGCAUCCAACCAUUCAUGGUGCAGUUGAGAGAUGAAAAUACUCACAUGCCUCUAAGCGGGAUCAAGUUGGGCGAGAUCGGUGCUAAAUUAGGCUUCAACACCGUCAACAAUGGCUUCCUUGGUUUCGAUCAGCACAGAAUACCGCGUGAUAGGAUGCUGAUGAAGAAUGCUCAAGUUUCUAAAGAUGGUGUGUUCACACGAAAGACGGAUAGUAAGCUUACGUAUGGAACGAUGGUGUAUGUCAGAGUUAUGAUAGUAAACAGCAUGGCCAACCACUUGGCAAGAUCCGUCACUAUUGCCGUUCGAUACAGCGCCGUCAGGAAACAGUCGCAAAUCAAUACAGACCAACCAGAGGUACAGGUUAUGGACUUCUUGACGCAGCAGCACAAACUGUUUGUGGCCAUAGCGUCGAGUCACGCUAUCAGGAUCACAGCGGCAUGGCUGUGGGAUAAGUACGAGAAAGUUACGAAGGACAUGGAGGCUGGGAAAAGCGACGGUCUGCCCGAGCUGCACGCUUUAGCUUGUUGCCUCAAAGCGGUAAGUUCAGCGGACGCGAGCGACAUGGUGAUCACGUGCAGCCGCGCCUGUGGGGGACACGGGUACAUUCUGUCCUCGAAUCUACCUCAAAUAUACGGCCUAAUAGCCGCUGCGUGUAUUUAUGAAGGAGAAAAUACGGUGCUCCUGCUGCAAACUGCGAGAUCAUUGGUAAAAGCCUGGGAGCAAAACGCUAGGGGAGAAAAGUUGAGUUCUACAGUGUCCUACAUAGCAGACACGCGCCCUUUUGGGAAGUGGGAGAACUCUGUUGAAGGGAUUAUAAAAGGAUUCGAGAGAGUAGCGGCAUGCAAAUUAUCGGCAGCGGUUUCAACUAGAAACAAAUAUUUAAAGUCUGGUCUGUCGCCCGAAGAAUCCUGGAACAUGACAUCGGUUCAGCUUGUUGCCGUAUCGGAGGCUCACUGUCGAGCCCUCAUUCUGUCGACUUACAAAGCUGAAGUUGACCGGAAAGCGCAACACCUCUCAGCCCCCCUGAAGAGGGCUAUGUACCAGCUUGUCGAGCUGUACGCCACGUAUUGGAGUUUGCAGAAACUCGGAGAUUUGCUGUUGUACACAUCGAUGUCGGAGAGCGAUGUUCAGCAGUUGAGGCAAAAUUAUGAAUCACUUUUGCUGAAGAUACGUCCCAACGCUGUCGGCUUGGUAGAUGGCUUCGAUUUUAGAGACGAGAUCCUGAACUCCACUCUGGGCGCGUACGACGGGCGCGUGUACGAGCGCCUGAUGGAGGAGGCGCUCAAGAGUCCUCUCAACGCGGAACCCGUCAACAGAUCCUUCCACCAGUACCUUAAGCCCUUCAUGCAAGGGAAACUGUAGUUGAUUUAUAACAUAAAGUUUCACGUUUUCUGGUUGCUGCCUUCCUUCUUACCAUAAAUGAAAAUACAUAUAAAUGAUACAUUAUUUUUUAUUAGAAUCAUCGAAGUAUGGCAAUUGAUACAGAGAUUAAUUAUAACUUUAUAAAUGCAUUAUCUGAACACAAUAAAUUAAUGAAAUAAAUAAAU
Messenger RNA from Bombyx mandarina (wild silkworm), 2180 nucleotides. RefSeq names its product acyl-coenzyme A oxidase 1. Gene Ontology annotation, cellular component: peroxisome. The record is from RefSeq and is a predicted model, not a curated record. Lineage: Eukaryota; Metazoa; Arthropoda; Insecta; Lepidoptera; Bombycidae. Gene Ontology annotation, molecular function: acyl-CoA oxidase activity; FAD binding; fatty acid binding. Gene Ontology annotation, biological process: fatty acid beta-oxidation using acyl-CoA oxidase; lipid homeostasis.